CGUUGUUGACACCCGUCAGUCAGUGAUGGCCGUGUCCGUGUCCGUGGUCUUUGUGCUUUUCAAGGGUUCCGCCGCUACCGUCGUCGCCGUCGUCGAUGAGAACAACACACUGCCGUUUUGUUGAACGAGAGCAAAAUUUUUUUUUCAUUUAUUCCACGUGAUCACAAAUUUUGCUCGUUUUUUUUUUUUUUUCUUACAUAUCGACACGUCUCAACACUGUUAUUUUUGUUAUGGUCAUUGUAAUUGGUUUUAUUUUUUCGUUUCAUUAAUUUGUUUCGGUUUCGCGUCGUCACCACACCUCCGGGGAAGUCGGUUGUCGCUAGAGAUUUUCGUGCGAGACGAUAAUUGCAAUCAUGUCCAACGACGAUCUGCGUUAGUGAUUAUUACGCGCGCGCAUCCGUUGUUUACGUGUCACUUGGAACUCGGCACCGUGUCUUGUCCGGAGGAGGUUCACCGCGAAUCGCAGAAGCCGCUCCGAAACACCACCACCACCACCACCACCACCACCAUCAUCAUGACCAGAAGGAAGCAACACUGCCCGAAACGGAUGAAAUGGGAAGGCGGUGAAGGCGAAGAACCGCCCGCGGGAUACCAGGAAGACGACGGCGGUUGUCCCGAAGACGACGAGGACGAAGAGGAGGAAGAAGAAGAAGAGGGCGUGUCCGGCGGAUCGUCCGGCUCGCCUCCGAGAUCUCCAAUCCCGUCGAGUACGGACGUCGAACAGGAUCCGGCCAACGAACGUCUACCUCUGAGAGAGACGAACAGUCCGUUCAAGAUGAGCAGAGAAUCGCCCAGGAGCGAGUCCAGCUUGCCGCCGUACGAAGUACCGUUAUUGGCCACCGUGUCACCGGGCCGUUCGCCGCCCGCUGCGGACGCGUUGGACUUCAGCACGAAGCGACCGGCCAGUCCACCGCCAGCGCUGUGUUCGAUCCCCGCGGCCAUGAACCUGAGCAGCAGUAGCAGCGGCAACAACAAUGACGACUCGCCUAUCGACCUGACCAUCAGGAGCAAGAAGAUCAAACUAGACCCUUCGCCGUCGCACGACGUCUACACCAGGAUGAGCAGGCCUUGGGCGCAGUACACGCCGCCGUCGAUCCGGCCCAUGGCCAGGGCGGACAUGAUGACGCCGCCGAGCGAGCCGCAACCGCCGCCGCCGCCUCCCGUACACAUGUGGAACGGCAGCAAGCAGCAUGGCAAGAUGCCGUCGUACGGCGGCUCGUACCCGUCGGCGGCCAGCGAUGCGACCAAGGCGCUGGAGAAGAUGUGCGAGCUGAGCAAAUUGCAGGAUGAACCGAGGACGGUGCUGGCGCCCAGCUCUGGCCGGCAUAGCGCGUGGCAGUCACAUUGGCUGAACAAGGGCGCGGACCAGACCAAAGACGUGCUCAAGUGCGUAUGGUGCAAGAUGAGCUUCCCCACGUUGCAGGCCAUGUCCACGCACAUGGCCGAGACAAAGCAUGGCACGGCGGCCGCGCAGAGCCUGCAACCGCCGCCGCUUCCGCCGCCGCCGCCACCACCCUCGGUGUCCGCGUCCGCCGGCCACAAGAGCAACGAUCUCAACAUGCUGAUCAAGGAAACGAUGCCGCUGCCGCGAAAGCUGGUCCGCGGCCAGGACGUGUGGCUCGGCAAAGGCGCGGAGCAGACGCGGCAGAUACUCAAGUGCAUGUGGUGCGGCCAGAGUUUCAGGUCGCUGCAAGAGAUGACCACGCACAUGCAGCAGACGCAGCACUACACCAACAUCAUUUCGCAGGAGCAGAUCAUAUCGUGGAAGUCCGCGGACGAGAACAAGUCCUCGUCGGGCGGUGGGAGUGGCGGGGCCACGGCGAGCGCGACGUCGACCAGCUCGCCGGCCGGCUCGGCCAACGCUUCGUCAUCGGCGAACCACGUGAGCGCGGUACUGACGUGCAAGGUGUGCGAUCAGGCGUUCAACUCGCUCAAGGAGCUAAGCGUACACAUGGUGAAGAACUCGCAUUACAAGGAGCACAUGAUGCGGUCGAUCACGGAGGGCAGCAACCGGCGCCGGCAGACGCGCGAGAAGCGCAAGAAAUCGCUGCCAGUGCGCAAACUGUUGGAGCUGGAACGCGCGCAGCACGAGGUGAAAAACGGUGACGGUGGCGGCGGUUACGCGUCCGCGUUCAAAGGCGACGUGGCCUCCAACCACCGGCUGGGUAGGAUCAUAUGCGAGAAGUGCGGCGAAAAGGUGGACGUUGCCGGCUUCAUGGAGCAUUUGCGCGUGUGCGUGACGAUGACGGCGGAUCAGAAGAAUCUGCUGAAGACUGCGCUCAUGUCCACGUCGUCUUCGUCGUCGUCCGCAGCGGCGGCUGCUGCGGCCGAAUCGGGCCGCGACAAGAGACCAAAGAAAGGAGAGGACAGAUCUCAAGCGGCCGCGGCCGACCUGUCGAUGAACAAACCGGUAGCGGCGUCUGCGGGCGGCACGUCGUCGCCUUCCGUGCUCAACGCCAUCGAGAAGCUGAUCGAGAAGAGUUUCGACUCGCGACUGCGGUACGGCACGUCGGCCACGGGCGCGUCCAUCGGUGAGAGCAUACUGAAGCGAUUGGGCAUCGACGAGAGCGUGGACGCCACCAAGCCCAUCAUGGACAUGCAAGCGAUGAACCUGUUGCGCAGCUACCAGUCGCUAGGCCGGCACGAGCGUAGCGGCAGCGAGUCCAGCUCCAUGUCUCCCGAGCUGGCCGCCAUGCGCAGCGACUCGACCACGCCGGACCGCAAGUACGAGUCCGCGGACUACCAGCGCAUGCGGUCGGUCACGCCCAAGUCGACGCCCGAACGGCACCACUCGCCCAAGGCGUCGUCGGUGAAGAGUCACGACGCGGCGCCGGAAGGCAAGAGCGACGCGGCCACGGACGACUGCGGUGCCGAGUUCGAGUUGAAGAAGGAGUACGCGGACGAGGACGACGCGUCGUCCUCGGUCGCGGCCAAGAGCCCUGGCGACCAUCAGCAGCGCGUCCGGAGUCGCGGCUCCGCGGAGGACGAGACGAACGGAUCGAGCCGAGGCCCGACCCCGACGAGCGUGUGUAAGAGCCCGUGUAGCCCGGCCGGCAGUGACAAGUCGGCCGAGCACGGGGGUGGUGGCAAAAAGACACCGGCCACCACCACGUCCAGCCUGGGCGCGCUGUCCUCCAUGUUUGAGAGCUUGACGUCCGUGGCCAACGGCGGCGUCGGCGGAGGUUCUUCCACGGCCACCGGUGAGGGUGCCGGCGGCGGUAGCAAGGGCGGCGGCAGCGGUGUCAGCAGCCACCCGCUUGCCGCACUCCAGAAGCUGUGCGACAAGACGGAGAACCACCACCAUCAUCACCACCGCAGCAAUAACGAGCAUCAUCACCGGCCCAGCAGCCGGUCGUCGUCGAACGCGUCGGCCACCAACGGGGCAGCGGGUCCCGCGCAGUCCAUGUCGCCGCCCGCGUCCAUCACCGGCAGCACCGCGCCCGGUGCCAUCCUCGCGUUCAGCUGGGCGUGCAACGACGCCGUGGUCACGGCCGAUUCGAUCAUGAAAUGCGCGUUCUGCGACACGCCGUUCAUAUCCAAGGGCGCGUACCGCCAUCACCUGUCCAAAGUGCACUUCGUCAAGGAGGGCAUCACGCCCGAGCCGAUCAUGCUGAAACCGGCGUCUGCGGCGUCCUCGUCGUCGUCCGCGUCCGCGCCGCCCGCGCACUCGCCUUCGCCGUCGCCGUCGCCGUCGUCGUCGCACAACAAGACGUCACCCCAUCACAACAGCAACGCCACCAACAACCAUCACAGCAGCAGCAACAACAACAACAACAACAAUAACAACAACAACAACAGCAGCAGUAACAACAACAACAAUGGGUCGCCGUCCACGUCGGCCGCGGGCGCCAAGAGCCCCGAAACCAAGAACGGCGGCUAUGACGAAAGCCCGCACUCGAAGUUCCUCAAGUACACCGAGUUGGCCAAACAGCUGUCCAGCAAAUACGUCUAGUCAGUGCACGUUGUAUACGAUUAUUUAACAAACCUUCCUACCCCCAACCCCCACCCCACUCAAUGUUCGCGGGUGUUGUUAUUAUUAUUAUUAUUAUUAUUAUUAUUAUUAUUAUUAUUAUUAUUACGAUAAAACGCGUUGUUCUCCUCCCUUCCCUCGUCUGCGGUGGUGCAUCGCUACCGCAAGAGUUCAGUAACUACACAUUACUACUAAACUAUAUAUUAUAUUUACUACGAUUAUAUUAUACUACUACUACUACUACUACUACUACUAGACGCUUAGCGUGAUGACGGAUAAUUUAAUGAAAAAAAAAAAUUUUUUUUGUUUAAAAAAAUCUUAAAAAAAAAAAUCGUAUCGUUUUUUUUCCCACAUUACAGUAUCACGAUAUUAUACAUAUUCAUAAUCUUCCACGCGAUGUACGCGAAUCCUGGUGUUCAACACUCACGUUGUACCUUAAAUACACAUGUAUACGCCGUUAGAAAACAAUAACAAUAAUAAUUCUCGUAAUUUAUUUAAAUUUUUAUAUUUUUUUUUCCCCGUUAAUUUACAUUUAUAUAUUUACGAAAGAGAAUGUUAUCGUGUUCUACUCGCGCGCGCGUUCACUCCGACGUGUCUGCGCGUGAUACAUAGGCUAGCAACAUUUUUAUUGAAUCAUAUAUAUAUAUUUAUACAUACACUGUGUUAAUUUGUUUAGCAUAAUAUAUUUGUAUUAACUACAUUGAAUACGUUUUCUGCUCAUACGCUGUACAAGUGUCCUGUGUUAAGUACGGAUAUUAUAUAAGUAUUGAUUAUUUUGUAAAUUUAAGAGUAUAACAUUUUUAAAAGGCUGUCACGUCAACUAUGUAUAACGAUUAAUGCUUAAGUGUAGAGUUAAUUAUUAAUUUAAUCAAUGAUACAUAUAUAUAUAUAUAUACAUACAUAUAGGUUAUAAGUUCGUGUAUUCGUCAUUUUUCCGGUCGUAGGCGACGUCGUUUCCGUCACGGAAACCAUUCCAUGAUGUGCGUACUACGAAAAUUAAUAAAAAAGAAAUAAAUAAAAAACGUUGUUUAAUAGCGUGCAAUGCAUUCGGCGUGGCCAAAGCGCGUAAACGAGAUAAAACAUCGGUGCCCGAAAACGUAUACGAUCACAACCGUUGCAGUGCGGACGAACGAGAAAACAUCAAACAUACGUAGACACCUACGCAAAACUCGACGGUACUUGAUCGGUCUCGCGACGAUUCGCGCGAUUUUCACGCCGUUCCUCGCGUUUUUUUUUUUUUAAGAUUUUUUUUCUUAUUCCACCCCCUCCCCCUCUUUCUUUCCUUGAGCUAUAUUAUUAAUCAGCAGCCAGUAUAAGCAAAAUAGUUACCAUUUAAAUAAUUUUAUUAGUUUUGUUGGUUAUUAUUUAUCGUGAGGGGAAUGUUUUAAAUACUU
This is a messenger RNA of Sipha flava (yellow sugarcane aphid), 5364 nucleotides long. Its product is annotated as protein tiptop-like. Lineage: Eukaryota; Metazoa; Arthropoda; Insecta; Hemiptera; Aphididae. The transcript has 3 exons. Bases 515 to 3952 code for a protein of 1145 amino acids. The record is from RefSeq and is a predicted model, not a curated record. Gene Ontology annotation, molecular function: DNA-binding transcription factor activity, RNA polymerase II-specific; DNA binding. Gene Ontology annotation, cellular component: nucleus. Gene Ontology annotation, biological process: regulation of transcription by RNA polymerase II.